This is a messenger RNA of Cimex lectularius (bed bug), 987 nucleotides long. Its product is annotated as proline-rich protein 4-like. The transcript has a single exon. Lineage: Eukaryota; Metazoa; Arthropoda; Insecta; Hemiptera; Cimicidae. The record is from RefSeq and is a predicted model, not a curated record. The coding region runs from base 13 to 798 and encodes 261 amino acids.
CAUUCUUCUCCUAUGAAGUUAAUACUAUCUAUAGUGCUUGUCUUCCAAAUCGUCUCUGCUGAAGAGGCGACACAGAAAGAUGUGAAAGAAGUCAAGAAACAAGAAAAGCGAGGUCUCUUUUCUAGUUUGGGAUACGGCUAUGGAGCGGAUGUUUAUAGUCACGGCCUGCACAACGACCAUCGCGUGAAGAAGCUCACCGUGAUUAAAAAGGUACCAGUGCCCUACCCAGUGCAAGUUGAAAAGAAAGUCCCAUAUCCAGUCCACGUACCUGUUCAUAGACCUGUACCCGUCCAUGUGCCUCAGCCGUAUCCCGUCGCCGUGGUAAAAGAAGUCCCUUAUCCAGUCAAAGUACCAGUACCACAACCUUACCCCGUUGAAAAAAUAGUCCACGUCCCUGUUAAAGUUCCCGUAGACAAUCCAGUGCCCUAUCCAGUAGUAAAGCCCGUCCCUUACUACGUGGAGAAAAAAGUCGCAGUGCCGGUAGUUAAGCACGUACACGUUCCGGUCAAAGUGCCAGUGGAUGUACCCAGGCCUUACCCGGUUCACGUGCCCGUAGAAAAGAAGGUGCCGUACUACGUCGAGAAACCGUAUCCGGUUGAGGUCAAGGUUCCCGUCGACAAGCCGUAUCCUGUCGAAGUACCUAAACCAUAUCCGGUUUUUGUUAAAAAACCGUACCCGGUCGUGGUGGAGAGGCCGGUACCGUACCACGUCAAAGUGCCGGAAUACGUAAAAGUGCCAGUUCCUGUAGUCGUCGAAAAGUCAGUGGAACUACCAAUAUUUGUCAAACAUCACCACUGACAUCAAUUCGCCAACGGGUGCCACAAAGCAUUUUCAUACUUUUAAGACUACUCUUAUAUUGUAAAUCAUUUGUAAAAUAAAUUUGUAUAUACAUUUUGUAAUUAAUCGAAUUCUGUUAAAACUUCUUGCAAAAUAAAAAUUAUACUGUUACUUUACUUCAACAGAAUGUUAGUAACUUCCUUGUAAUAA